Molecule: messenger RNA, 294 nt
Organism: Paramecium tetraurelia
Lineage: Eukaryota; Ciliophora; Oligohymenophorea; Peniculida; Parameciidae
Exons: 2
Source: RefSeq, a predicted model, not a curated record
AUGUACUUCAAAUUACUUUUAGAUUCAUAAGCUGUUAGUACGAAAUUUGAGGUAGAACUAAAAUCAUACUAAAUAACACAAGUCCUUAAGGAUAAAUUAUAUAUAAGUGAAUUAUUAUUGAAAACUCCUUUAUUUACUUAAUAAUAAAUAUAAAGAUUUGCAGAACCAAAGGUAUCAAUAAAUCUUAGAAAAUAUUAGGAUUAAGAAGAUGCUAGACUAAUAUUGGAAGCUAGAAAUCAAUAAAUCUGGUGGCUAAAAAAUUUGAUUAAAGAAAGCAAGUUCAGUUAGCCAUGA